Molecule: messenger RNA, 1153 nt
Organism: Cercospora beticola
Lineage: Eukaryota; Fungi; Ascomycota; Dothideomycetes; Mycosphaerellales; Mycosphaerellaceae
Gene: RFC4
Product: replication factor C subunit 4
Biological process (GO): DNA repair; DNA-templated DNA replication
Cellular component (GO): Ctf18 RFC-like complex; Rad17 RFC-like complex; nucleus
Molecular function (GO): ATP binding; DNA clamp loader activity; DNA binding
Source: RefSeq, a predicted model, not a curated record
AUGGCUCCCGCCGAAUCAUCAAAAGCUGCACAGUCCGACGGCAUCAGAGCUCAGAGCAAUGGAGCAUCUUCCAAUUAUGAACUGCCAUGGGUCGAGAAGUACCGCCCGAUUGUGUUGGACGACAUUGUGGGCAACACCGAAACCAUCGAACGCCUGAAGAUUAUCGCCAAAGAUGGCAACAUGCCUCACGUUAUCAUCAGCGGAAUGCCGGGAAUUGGCAAGACCACAUCCGUUCUUUGCUUAGCACGACAGCUCCUGGGCGAGAGCUACAAGGAAGCAGUUCUCGAAUUGAACGCUUCCGACGAGCGCGGUAUAGAUGUGGUACGGAACAGGAUUAAGGGAUUCGCCCAGAAGAAGGUCACUCUGCCUCCCGGAAGACAAAAGAUUGUGAUACUGGAUGAGGCGGACAGCAUGACAAGCGGUGCUCAGCAGGCAUUGAGGAGAACCAUGGAGAUCUAUUCUGGUACAACGCGGUUUGCAUUUGCAUGCAAUCAAAGCAACAAGAUUAUUGAGCCACUGCAGUCGAGGUGCGCAAUCUUGCGAUACGCGAGACUGACUGAUGCACAAGUGGUGAAGAGGAUAAAUCAGAUCUGCAAAGCCGAGAAUGUGCAGUUCAGUGACGACGGUCUUGCGGCAUUGGUCUUCAGUGCUGAGGGAGACAUGCGGCAGGCCAUCAACAAUUUGCAGUCCACGCACGCAGGAUUUGGGUUCGUCAAUGGAGACAACGUUUUCAAGGUGGUGGACAGUCCGCAUCCUAUCAAAGUCCAGGCCAUGAUCAAGAGCUGCCAUGAGCAGAAAGUUGAUGAGGCACUGGAUUCGUUGAAAGAGCUCUGGGGUCUGGGCUACUCUUCGCAUGAUAUCAUCAGCAGUAUGUUCAAAGUGACGAAGACAAUACCAUCACUGUCCGAGCAUGCGAAGCUCGAAUUCAUCCGGGUCAUUGGCUUCACCCACAUGCGGAUUCUGGAAGGCGUACAGACCUAUCUGCAAUUAGCUGGCUGUGUUGCGAAACUCUGCAAACUCAACAUGAAGCAAGAACUGUUCAAUGUCCCUACAAAAUGAGCCGUCGAUCAAGAAGAGCUGGAAAAUCUUAUAGUGCUCUUAGCGAGGCGUUGGUGGGUUUCGGACGAUGUAUACAAAGCUGCUCAGUGACCAG